AUGCUGCAUUCUCGGAUAGACCAAUCUACGCCAGCAUUAUCUUUUACAGCUAACAAUGUUUCAUCGGAUGUAGUAGAACAAAUAAGUUUAAGUCCAUACUCAAACAAAGCGUUACUCAACAACCAUAAUUCAUCAGUGAAUAAAAACUGUUCAUAUUGCCGAAUUCUUCCAGUUACUUUAUAUGGCACCAGAAGGACUAUUAACACAUAUGCAUUGAUGGACGAUGGGUCAAGACUAACGCUUAUUGAAGCAAGUCUAGCCGAUGAAUUGGGAAACGAUGGUAUCCAGGAUGCGCUAUGCAUUAAUUGGACAGGUAAUAUCAGUCGACAGGAAAAUAACUCAAAAAGGCUCAACUUACAAAUUUCUGCCAAUGCUCCUCAAGCUAAAAAAUUUCCAUUGAAAAAUGUCCGCACAGUAAGCAACUUACGCAUGUCAGCAGAAUCUUUUGCAGCUGAUAAAAUAAAACAAUGGUAUCCGCAUUUAGAUGGCUUGCCUCUAGCAAGUUAUACAAAUGCUGUCCCCAUGCUGAUUAUCGGCGUAAAUAAUCCAAACUUAAUUUCAGCACUUAAGGUGAGGGAGGGUGGCUGGCAAGAACCCGUGGCGGUGAAAACACGUCUUGGUUGGACAGUUUUUGGUGGUGGUGAAUUAAACCACCGUAACAACUUAAACCUACACAAAUGUAGCUGUGGACAAGAAGCUGAUAGGGAGCUUCAUGAGUUAGUGAAGACAUUUAUAGUAAACGAGAAUGUCGCGGUGGCUACCCCAAAAGCAGAAUUACUUUCAGUUGAGGAUCAGCGAGCAGAGGAAAUAAUGCGCAAGUGCCAGUUACGCGGAAACCGCUACGUUUUCAAUUUGCCAUGGAACACCGAUACGGUCGAAUUGCCAAAUAGCUUGCCGAUGGCAUUACGUCGAGCGGAGUGCUUACGUCGAAAAAUGCAUGGGGACCCUGAAUUGUGUCAAAAGCUAAAGGAACAAAUCACUACUUUAGUCAGCAAGGGCUACGCAACUGAGUUGCCACCAGAAGCAAUUAACGAGCGAGGUGGAAAGAUUUGGUAUUUACCAAUUUUUAUUGUGCGCAAUCUACUUAAACCGAAAAAGCAUAGAUUAGUUUGGGAUGCUGCAGCCAAAGCUGAAGGAGUGUCAUUAAACGAUUUUUUGCUGAAGGGUCCGGAUAUGCUGCGACCACUUAUAAACAUAUUAUUAAAUUUUCGUAUAGGAAGAAUAGCUGUCUGUGGUGAUAUUGCUGAAAUGUUUCAUCGAAUUCUAGUACAAGAAGCAGAUACUGAUGCUCAGAGAUUUCUAUGGUUCAGCGAGACAUUUAAAAAUAUUUGCGUUUAUAAAUUAAAUGUAGUUAGCUUUGGUGCGCGAUGUUCACCAUAUAUAGCGCAUUUUAUUCGAAACCUGAACGCAGAAAGAUUUAUAGCUGAAAAUCCUAGAGCAGUGUACGCUAUUAAAAACAAUCAUUACGUGGAUGACUUUAUAGAUUCAACAAAUUCCAUUGAACAAGCAAUAGCAUUAGCCGAGGCAGUUCGCAACAUACAUGAACGAGGUGGUUUCCAUAUGAGAAGUUGGACAAGUAAUGCACCAGAAGUUUUAGCUGCGUUAAACGAAAAUGGUGAACAGACGGAUGAAAUUGUACCCACUAAAAGAGAAGUACUUCAAAUUUUAAUGUCCAUUUUUGAUCCAUUGGGACUGGCAGCUUGCCUCACAUCAUAUUUAAAAAUACUUAUUCAGGAUAUUUGGAGAAGCGGAAUCGACUGGGAUCAACCACUGGUACCCGAUCUUAUGGGCAAGUGGUUAGCUUGGGUUGCCUGCAUGCCUAUUUUUGCUAAUAUUUCUGUACCCCGUUGUUAUUCACCAUACAUAACAGAAAGUUCAUGUGAUGUACAAAUUCAUACAUUCGUAGAUGCGAGUGAGUUUGCUUAUGCAGCUGUAUCAUACUUCCGCAUUAAAGAUAAAUAUGGAGUAAGUACGAGGAUCGUAGCAGCAAAAACCAAAGUCGCUCCAAUGCGACCAAUGUCUAUUCCAAGAAUGGAGCUACAAGCUGCUGUAAUUGGCACACGACUUAUGAAUACAAUAUGUAAAGUACACACAUUUGAUAUUAAAAAGCGUUUCAUUUGGAGCGAUUCCAAAACGGUGCUAAAGUGGUUGCGUGGUGAUCCACGUCAAUUUCAACAAUUCGUAAUGUUUCGCAUUGCAGAAAUUCAAGAAGCAUCAACCGUCGAAGAGUGGAGAUGGGUACCCACGAAAUUAAAUACUGCAGACAGUGCAACGAAAACAAAACAAAGUCCCGAAUAUGUGCAGCGUUGGGUCGAAGGACCAGAAUUUUUGCUACAAGACGAGGAUAAAUGGCCAACUGAGGUGGACUUAGGUCUGAUGGAGACCAGUGAAACUCGUGCAAAAUUUUUAUAUCAUCGCGAGACACAACCAUGUUUCAAUUAUGAAUAUUUUUCAUCCUGGAUCAAGUUGUAUCGUGCCGUUGCAAAUUGGCUACUCUACAUUGGGAAACUAAAGGCUCGUUGUGGCGGUUUCAAUGCUACAAACGUUAUUUUGACUGUUCAACAUAUUGAGCGCGCGAAGCUCUUAAUAUACAAAAGCGUGCAACAGGAACUACUUGAAGAUUGGUCGACACUGAAAAUGGGGAGAAUAAUAGAAAGGAACAGACCGUUAUAUAGGUUGCAGGUGUAUAUGGAUAACAAUGAGCUCAUAAGAGUAAAAAACAGAGCGAGUAACUUUACGAAUGAGUGUAAACCUCAAACUGAUUUUAUUUUCUUACCGCCAAAACAUAGAGUAUCGUACCUUAUAUGUGCGCACUAUCAUGAACGAUUUUAUCACAUCCAACAUGAAACUGCUUUAAAUGAGGUCAGACAAUUGUAUUUCAUACCAAAAUUGAGACCAUUAUUCAAAUCGAUGCGACGAAACUGCAACGUAUGUAAAAUUUCAUCGGCAAUACCUCAAGCGCCGCAAAUGGCCUUACUUCCCCCAGCACGACUAGCAGCUUUUCAACGUCCAUUUACUCAUGUGGGUAUUGAUUAUUUUGGACCAAUGGUGGUUAUUGAGAAUCGCAAAGCACUGAAAAGGUGGGGUGUUAUAAUAACUUGUUUGACUAUCAGAGCCGUUCACAUCGAAAUCGCCCAUAGUCUUAGUACUGACUCAUGCCUAAUGUGUUUAAGAAAUUUCAUUGCCAGACGAGGAGAACCUAUCACCAUCUACAGCGAUAAUGCAACGAAUUUUCACGGUGUCGAGAACGUUUUAAGAAAGGAGUUAAAGAACAUUGAUUCCUCGGUUAUGCAACACAAGCUAGCUCAUCAAGGAAUAGACUGGAAAUUUAAUCCACCGGCAGCACCACAUAUGGGAGGAGCGUGGGAGCGACUGAUAAGAACAAUUAAGACAGUGCUGUAUCAAAUUUCGCCAUCUCAACGUUUUACGGAUGAAAGUUUACGUACUGCAUUACUUGAAGUUGAAAUGAUCAUCAACUCGCGUCCUUUAACCUACGUGUCACUCGAUAGUGAAGAUGAGGAUCCAAUAACUCCAAACCAUUUCUUGUUGGGGAGCGCUAAUGGUUUGAAACCAUUUUGUGAUGCUAAGAGAAUCGAUCCAAAGAUGUGCCUGCUACAAUCUGAGAUGUUUGCAAAUCAAUUUUGGCGACGAUGGGUGCGUGAGAUACUUCCGACAUUAACGCGUCGCGGCAAAUGGUUCAAUAAAGUGAAACCCAUUACGGUAGGAGACGUUGUGCUGAUAGUUGAUGAAACGGCUAAGAGAAAUACUUGGGUAAAAGGCAUAGUUAUCGAGACAACUGUAGCGAAAGACGGCCAAGUAAGACGAGCUAAGGUCAAAACAACAAAAGGCUUUUUGGAGCGCCCUGCCGUCAAGCUGGCCAUUCUGGAUAUCGGCAAAGUUGACGCAAACGACAUUGGGGUCGCCUGCGGGGAGGAGAAUGUUGCCGAAAAUUGCGAAUAA
Teleopsis dalmanni is the source of this 3960-nucleotide messenger RNA. RefSeq lists its product as uncharacterized. The transcript is spliced from 2 exons. Lineage: Eukaryota; Metazoa; Arthropoda; Insecta; Diptera; Diopsidae. Gene Ontology annotation, biological process: DNA integration. Bases 1 to 3960 code for a protein of 1319 amino acids. Gene Ontology annotation, molecular function: nucleic acid binding. The record is from RefSeq and is a predicted model, not a curated record.